ACGCGCUCGUCUCCAUGGGAGCAGGGAGGAAGCGGAAGUGUGUGCGGGUUUGUUUACAUUGUGUGUGUGGGACUGCGUGGGGUUGUUGAGCUGCAGCAGCAGAGAAACUUGCUAAAUAAGUCAAGUGCUGACUGAAUAACAAAGAGAGGCUCCCAAUAUUAUUCAUAAUAAAAGCGUGAAUACAGAAAGGAUAUCAGUCUCAAGCUAACAGUCAGUGAAGAUGGACGUCAGCGUCUCCGUGUCGUUCUUUCAAGACGAGCUCGCCUCUACCAUCGAGCACGCAGUGAAAGCGGCUGUAGACACCGUCUUGUGCGAAAUCACAAAAGUUGUCGGCGGCAAAUUCACUGAAUUCCAAAUGGAAAUGGCUGGAAAGAAGAAAGAGAAUGAAAGUCUGAAGCUGAGAUUGGAAAUAUCAGAGAGCGAGUUGAAAGCGGUGCGUCUGUGUGUCAGCGCUGCGGAUGCAAACAUCAGACAAGGCCUCGGAAACAUGAACACGGACUGUAAGAAACAAAACCAUCCGAGGAUUGAGAGCCAGAGGUUAUUUACCAGAGUUAAAGAUUCUGGAGAGAGACGUGCUUUCAGUGAAGCAGAGAAGGGGCCAGUGAUAGAAGCUGUUUACACACAAGAGGAAAUCUGUGAUCAGGAGUGGUGUGGAAGAAUAAUGGAGAUUACAGACCUGACAACUGUAGAAAGUAAAGAGAUCCCUGAACUUGAACCUGUCCACAUUAAAGAGGAGGCUGUAGAGCUGGAGUGUGAUCACAUCACACAGGAGGUUAGUAAAGAAAAUAAAGUCAAUACACUGGAGGAGAAUAUAGUUAAGAUGGAAUCUAGCUGCUGUGAGGAUUGUCCUCCUGAACAGAUCUGCAUGAAACCCAAUCAGCCUGUCUCUGAAGACACUGGUUCUAGUGUUGGAGAAGAGGGCACUGUGCUGGGGUCCAUUCAGAGGAAACAUCACCCCCCUCAGGAAAGAGCUGCAGAUGGAAAGGAGGAAGGAGCGAUGCCGUCCACGAGCAGCACAGCAUAUCUAGGAAGACGCACCUCCACUCCAGCACCCCAGAGCAAAAUCUCUUCUGAUGGGAAACUGCAGCGUAAGCAGAAACACAGAGAUUCGACACCCCAAGAUGAUUAUGUGAAGAAACUGAGAACUCGCUCGGUUCAGAAUCUUUCUGCACAAGAUAGCCGACCACUUCCUGUGGGAUAUACAGCAACUCCACAUCCCGACAGCUCUGCAACCCAGGGCAACUUCAUUUCCGUACAAACUCCCCAGCAGAUUCCUUCAGAGCAGAUCUUGUAUCGCUGUACUGUAUGUGGCACCAAUUUCAGUAACCGAGGAAAGCUGAAAAUACACCAGCGUAGUCACACAGGAGAGAAAUCCUAUCACUGUACAGAGUGUGGGAAGACAUUCAGAGGUGCAACUGGAUUAAAACUACACCAACCUAUUCACACAGGAGAGAAACCGUUUCACUGUGCAGAUUGUGGGAAGGGUUUUAAUCAGAAAGUACACCUUCAAACACACCAGCGAAUUCACACAGGAGAGAAACCGUUUCACUGUGCAGAGUGUGGGAAGAUAUUCAGAUUUGCAACUGGAUUAAAAGUACACCAACGUAUUCACACAGGAGAGAAACCGUAUGAGUGUCCUGACUGUGGGAGGAGUUUCAGUUUCAAAGCUAACCUGCAAAGACACCAGCGAAUUCACACAGGAGAGAAACCGUUUCACUGUGCUGAUUGUGGGAGGCGUUUUAGUCAGAAAGGUGCUCUUCAAAAACACCAGCGAAUUCACACAGGAGAGAAACCGUAUGAGUGUCCUGACUGUGGUAGGAGUUUUAAUCAGAAAGAAAGCCUUCAAUCACACCAGCUAACUCACAGUACAGAUAAACCAUUUCACUGUGCUGAUUCUGGGAAAGGUUUUAAUCGUAAAACUUUACUUCAAGCACACCAGCGAAUUCACAAGGGAGAGAAACCGUAUAAGUGUUUUGAUUGUGGGAGGAGUUUUUAUCAGAAAGGUGAUUUUCAAAGACACCAGCGAACUCACACAGGAGAAAAACCAUAUAAGUGUCCUGACUGUGGGAGGCGUUUUAAUCGCAAAGGUAACCUUCAAAAACACCAGCUAACUCACACAGGAGAGAAACCAUACGAGUGUCCUGACUGUGGGUGGCGUUUUAAUCAGAAAUGUAACCUUCAAACACACCAGCGAAUUCACACAGGAUUGAAACUGUAUGUGAGUCCAGUAUGUGGGAGGAGUUUCAGUCGAAGACGCAGCCUCAGAACACACCACAUAACCCACACUGGAGUGAAACCUUUUGAGUGUAGUGAGUGUGGGAAGAGAUUUGCAGUGUCAAAUAAACUAAAGAAACACAGUCUAGUUCACAGAGAUUCAGUCAGUCAGGACACUUAAAAACAAAACAAAAACAAUUCAGUUUACUCAAUGAAAGCAUCUCAAUCACACCAGAAUACCAAAGCAGACCCUGCGUCUCUCUCGUCGGUUUCAAAUGCAGGGAGCUGUGAAAAUAAACAAAUUCAACAAAAAAUCCCAAGCCUGCUGUGUAUGCAAAUGAUUGUAGCCCUGUUUCCUACAGCAGUGCUUCUGAAACUGGGGAGGCACAGAAUGUAUUCUGGGGGGGGGGGGGGGUGAGAAAGCUCAUGCAAACAUGUGUAGAAAUGACCGCACACAUCUUAAUCUGUAUAUAUAUUAAAACAAAUGCUACUGCUGACACCUCCUGCCACACGAAGUACCGCAGACGAGAGGAAGGGUCCCAGGGUGUCAGCUUCAACAACAUCACUGGGGAGUGGCUUCCAGACCCUCACAAUUCUCUGUGUAAAAAAAGCGCCUCCUAUUUUCUUCUCAAUUUAAGGGUUCAUAUUUCCAGUGACAGAUGUUAGAACAUUAGUAGCUACACCACAACCCUGCAGUUUUGCAGUUACAGACGCACACAUUUCCUGGGCGAGAUCCUUCGUCACGUAGCAGCUUUGUGAAGAUCCCGGUGAUUCCAAAGAAAAAUCAUUCAAGUCGCUUUGCCGGUCAGAGAUACUUACAUCUAUCAUUGGAAAUAUGGAGGAACUUGUGCAUGAAUUGCAUUCAGAUAUAAAAGAUGAUGUAAUGGGCUUCGUAUCUUCUCAUGACAUCAUUAGAUCUAAGAUGGAGCAAAGCUUCGACAGCUUUGAAGAUCAAUUUACAAACUUUAAUACCGAAGCUAAAUGGAAACAACAUUUCAGUGAAUAAUGGGGUGUAUUUGUAUUUUGAUUUUAAGUUGUAUAGUUUGGGAAUUGAAAUAAGUAUCGUGGCACUUUGAGGGCUGGUUAUGCAAUGGGAAUUUCUAUAAAUAUGGAGAUAUAAAGGAAGAUGUAAAUAUCACUCCUUCCACAGAAGGUGCAGGUUUGUCACUGCUUCCAUUGAAUUGAGGAGAUCGCAGCCAAAAGUGUGUUCACAAAGAACGUCCAAAAUAUGAGAUCCAAAGGCAACCAAACCACUCACCGUGGACACAAAAUUUUGGCUGUGAUGUCAAAAUCUCCCGAGUUAAAGUGAAACAGUAACAAAGUGUCAUGUUCUGGAGUUAAAUGCAUUUGUGUGAAUUACAAGUUGGGCUACAGAAAUAAUACAAAAUAACCCAGGAUGGCAGUGAGGACAUUUUGAUUUGGGAAAUGAUAUUCAAGUGUACUUUUUUUCCUUUACCAGCAGUUAUUCUUGUGGAUGAACACUGUUGUCUAAAAGUAACUGACAUCCAAAAAUUAUAAACUGUACUUGGUGUCCAAAAGGUGUAUUUUGUGAAAUAAAUGCUUUGAUUUAAUAGA
Acipenser ruthenus (sterlet) is the source of this 3789-nucleotide messenger RNA. RefSeq names its product oocyte zinc finger protein XlCOF6-like. The coding region runs from base 221 to 2395 and encodes 724 amino acids. The record is from RefSeq and is a predicted model, not a curated record. The transcript has 3 exons. Lineage: Eukaryota; Metazoa; Chordata; Actinopteri; Acipenseriformes; Acipenseridae.